This is a messenger RNA of Glycine soja, 1611 nucleotides long. RefSeq lists its product as uncharacterized. Gene Ontology annotation, biological process: intracellular transport. The transcript is spliced from 9 exons. Lineage: Eukaryota; Viridiplantae; Streptophyta; Magnoliopsida; Fabales; Fabaceae. The coding region runs from base 174 to 1250 and encodes 358 amino acids. The record is from RefSeq and is a predicted model, not a curated record.
CAACAUUUAAUUUUGAGAAAAUAGUUGGAUUUUUGUAUUUAUUUUAUUAGUUUCUGAAAGUGCCCUUUUCAGAAAAAGGAGGCUUUCCAUCGGAUUCCAGUGUCGAUUUUCUGCUUCUGCAUCUGCAUAACCCGUUAAUAAUUGCUGCAAAACCCUAAUUCCCCAAAUCGUUGAUGAAAGGUUCGAAGCGUUUGGCCGCGUCGGAACCCAACCAGAUCGAUACCAACGAAACGGGGUUCCGGAAUAAAAGAAUAAUGGAAGGAUCCCUCUUUGAUGUCCAUAGGGCCGAACCAUCCCAACAACCAAUUGUGGCAGCACCACCAUUGGAUAUGAAACGGGCGGAGUCAUCACAGCAGCAUGUGAGAGCUUUAAAUACCCAGUUUGCAAGUUGGGUUCAAACACAACUAAAGAAUCAUCCUGAUGAGCUUUGGGAAGAUGGUGUCAGAGAUUACUUAGAUCAUGCUUCAAGCAUUAUGGAAAAGUUUAGUGAUGUUGUCAACUGGCUCAAAGCAAAUGCCACUAAGGCAGAAAAUUCAGCUGCUGAUGCUAGUGCUGCUUUUUCUGGGAAAAAGCUCUUGCCUGAAGUAAUAAUCAAUGAAAAUAAAUCUUCUGGAGAAAAAACUGGGUCUACUCCUGUUAGUACUGCUACAAAUUUUACUAGUUCUUGGAGCCCUGGAUUAUUUUCAAACAGUCAAGGCAUUUUUGGAAUUGGAAAUCAAAGUUCGGCUAUCUCUAAUCAGAGUUUGUCUCCCUCUAAUCAAAGUUUGGCUCCCUUUAACAACAAUGCUUCAGAUGAUGUAGAUGGUGAAAAUGAGUUGGAGCAGCCUAGCAGCCCAUCAGUUAAGAAGUCAGAAGAGAAAGGUGUAGUAGUUGUACAUGAAGUAAAGUGCAAGCUUUAUGUGAAGUCAAGUGAUCCAGGAGAUAAAGAUGCAUGGAAAGAUAAAGGAAUGGGCCAACUGUCUAUUAAAUGCAAAGAGGGUGUCAGCAAGGCUACCAAAGAGUCCAAACCUACAAUUGUUGUUCGAAAUGAGGUAGGAAAAGUUCUUCUCAACGCCCUGUUGUAUCCAGGAAUCAAAACAAAUCUGCAGAAGAACUCUCUUGUUGCAAUAUUCCAUACUUCGGGUAAUGCUGACGGAAGUGGUGGAGAUAACGAUAGUGUUGUUGCACGUACAUUCUUGAUCCGGAUGAAAACAGAAGAUGAUCGAAAUAAACUGGCUUCAACCAUCAAAGAAUAUGCUCCAAUGUCUUGAGAGUACAAGAGUCAUGAUUAUUGUGCCACCUUGAGCCAUUUAAAGUAAUCGAAUACGGGAUCCACCUUCAAUUUUUCCUUUCACCAUUUUAUUUUUUUAUGAUGUCAUUUGUUAGAUUCUGUGUUUCCAAACCUUGUGUUUGGAGGCUGUUGCUUAUGUACCAUAUGAGAAGGUUGCAUUUGGUCGGAUAAAAUGCCUUAGAUUAAUGCAAUUGUAGUUUAAAGUUAAAAGUGAUGCAUUCAUCACCUUGGACCUGCCGUACUAUUUUUUAAAGCCAGCCAAACGGCAGAGAAACCGCAUGUUUACAGAAUUUGAAGACAAGGUGGAGGACUAGAACAUGGUUGUUUCAUAUUUAGAUAAA